AGAACCCACACAGGGAAGAAACCUUUUGAAUGUUUAGAUUGUGAAAAGAGAUUCAAUAGCAAUGGUGAUCUUCAUAUGCAUCAGAGAACUCACACAGGGGAGAAACCUUUUGAAUGCUCAGAGUGUGGAAAGAGAUUCACUGAGAGUGGCCAUCUUCAAGAGCAUCUAGGAACCCACACAUGGCAGAAACCUUUUCAAUGUUCAGAGUGUGGAAGGAGAUUCAGUAGCAAUGGCGAUCUUCAAAUGCAUCAAAGAACCCACACAUGGGAGAAACCAUUUGAAUGCUCAGAGUGUGGAAAGAGAUUCAGUAUCAGUGGCAAUCUUCAAAAGCAUCAAAGAACCCACACAGGGGAGAAACCUUUUGAAUGCUCAGAGUGUGGAAAGAGAUUCACUGAGAGUGGCCAUCUUCAGCAGCAUCAGAGAACCCACACAGGGGAGAAACCUUUUGAAUGCUCUGAAUGUGGAAAGAGAUUUAGUCAGAGCAGCAAUCUUCAACUUCAUCAGAGAACCCACACAGGGGAGAAACCUUUUGAAUGCUUAGAGUGUGGAAAGAGAUUCAGUAGCACUGGCAAUCUUCAAAAGCAUCAAAUAACCCACACAGGGGAGAAACCUUUUGAAUGCUCAGAGUGUGGAAAGAGAUUCAGUAGCAAUCGCAGUCUUCAGCGGCAUCAGAGAACCCACACAGGGGAGAAACCUUUUGAAUGCUCAGAAUGUGGAAAGAGAUUCACUAUGAGUGGCCAUCUUCAACAGCAUCAGAGAACCCACACAGGUGAGAAACCUUUUGAAUGCUCUGAAUGUGGAAAGAGAUUUAGUCAGAGUGGCAAUCUUCAACUACAUCAGAGAACCCACACAGGGGAAAAACCUUUUGAAUGCUCAGAGUGUGGAAAGAGAUUCAGUAGCAAUGACAAUCUUCAUAAGCAUCAAAGAACCCACACAGGGGAGAAACCUUUUGCAUGCUCAGAGUGUGGAAAGAGAUUCACUGAGAGUGGCCAUCUUAAGCGGCAUCAGAGAACCCACACAGGGAAGAAACCUUUUGAAUGUUCAGAGUGUGGAAAGAGAUUCAGUAGCAAUGGUGAACUUCAAAUGCAUGUAAGAACUCACACAGGGAAGAAACCUUUUGAAUGCUUAGACUGCAGGAAAAGAAGUUAA
This is a messenger RNA of Heteronotia binoei (common prickly gecko), 1149 nucleotides long. RefSeq names its product gastrula zinc finger protein XlCGF17.1-like. The transcript has a single exon. Bases 76 to 1149 code for a protein of 357 amino acids. Gene Ontology annotation, molecular function: DNA-binding transcription factor activity; RNA polymerase II cis-regulatory region sequence-specific DNA binding. Lineage: Eukaryota; Metazoa; Chordata; Lepidosauria; Squamata; Gekkonidae. Gene Ontology annotation, biological process: regulation of transcription by RNA polymerase II. The record is from RefSeq and is a predicted model, not a curated record.